Messenger RNA from Oppia nitens, 1088 nucleotides. RefSeq names its product beta-1,4-galactosyltransferase 7-like (gene beta4GalT7). The transcript has 4 exons. The record is from RefSeq and is a predicted model, not a curated record. Gene Ontology annotation, molecular function: xylosylprotein 4-beta-galactosyltransferase activity. Lineage: Eukaryota; Metazoa; Arthropoda; Arachnida; Sarcoptiformes; Oppiidae. Gene Ontology annotation, biological process: carbohydrate metabolic process; proteoglycan biosynthetic process. The coding region runs from base 143 to 1087 and encodes 314 amino acids.
AUGAAAGUCAAUAGAUGUGAGUGAAUGUACUGUACUUUGAAUGCAUUGCUUCACAUGUUUUACAUGUCUUUGAUUUGGAGGCAAAAGAGUCUGUCAACUGAUUCAGUGAUGUCAUUGAUUUGAUGACAAACAUUGAGUUGAGAUGAUGGUCACCAUCAGGAGUAAGACAUGCGCCAAACUUUUGAUAAUUUGUCUUCUUUCGUGUCUAAUCCUAACCAUUUGGAUAUCCAUCCAAUUGUCACCGAUAUUGACAAUGUCUUUAAAAGAUAACACAUCCGACUGUAAGUGCCAAUCAAAUGAAGUCAUUGAUGACCAGAAUUGGCGAAAUCGUCAAUCAGGUCAUAGAUUGGCAGUUGUGGUGCCAUUCAGAGACCGUUUCGAUGAAUUGCUUGUAUUUGUUCCGCAUUUGACUCAGUUCUUGAAAGAACAACAAAUUGAUCACAAAAUCUUUGUCAUCAACCAGAAGGAUAUCUACCGAUUCAAUAGGGCUUCCCUUAUAAACGUGGGAUUUCUGAUGUCUCGUUCCUCCUUUGACUAUAUGGUUAUGCAUGACGUGGAUCUGCUUCCGCUUAAUACUCAACUUUCCUAUCGAUACCCAAUCGACGGUCCAUUUCAUGUGGCGGCACCUCAUUUGCACCCGAAGUAUCACUACAAGACAUUUGUCGGCGGAAUACUUAUCAUAAAUCGGGAACAUUUCGAGAGAGUUAAUGGACUGUCAAAUAAUUACUGGGGUUGGGGUCUGGAAGACGACGAGUUCUACGCCCGACUUAAAGAAGCCAAUCUUGCCGUCUCAAAACCCGAAGGAAUUAAUACAGGAAUUAAUGAUACUUUCCGUCACAUUCAUAAUAAAGUUCAUAAAAGAGAUACUUUUAAAAUUUUCAAUCAACGAGAGAUAACUCGAAGAAGAGAUCGAAAGACAGGUCUGAAUACUGUUAAUUUCCGGCUGUUAAACGUAAAUCAGUUAUCAAUAGACAACUGUCCGGUCACUCUAUAUAAUGUGCAAUUGAUUUGUGAUAUAUCAUCGACACCGUGGUGUCAAACCAAGGAAUCAUUGAACAAAAAUCGUGUCAAUGCAUCCAAAUCGUGAU